This is a messenger RNA of Syzygium oleosum, 2057 nucleotides long. RefSeq names its product protein MAIN-LIKE 2-like. Bases 70 to 1509 code for a protein of 479 amino acids. NCBI's taxonomy places the organism in Eukaryota, Viridiplantae, Streptophyta, Magnoliopsida, Myrtales, Myrtaceae. The record is from RefSeq and is a predicted model, not a curated record. The transcript has 7 exons.
CUCGAAGAACAAGGUGCUGCGAAUUCAAAAAACCUUGAUCCGUUGCAGAGCCGCCUGCUCACAGCCCCGAUGAGAAGGUCGAAGCGAAAAUCUUCCGUAGCAGCCGUUGAAGUUCGCGAUUCGAUUGGGAAUUUCAGUACUAGGUUUUCCUCACCAUCCUUUGUGAAGCGAGUGGAGAAAUUAUCUUAUGAUCAGCGAGAUGCAAUAAAGAGUGUGGGAUUUGGUAAUCUGUUGCUCAUACCGAAUCACACUCUUAGCAAGAAUUUAUUGGUUGAGUUGAUGGAGAAAUGGAGCUGCGAUAAGCGUGCCUUUGUACUUGCUCAUGGCGAAAUUUCCAUGACUCUCAUGGACGUUGCUUUGGUUUUGGGGCUUCGUGUCAUUGGAAAGCCGGCGAUACUUCAGCAGGACGAGCCUUUUUCAGAUCUAGAAGAACAUUAUGGUGCUGUUCCUGGAAAGAGGAAAAUUACAGUUGCUUCACUUGAGAGUAGACUUGAUUCCCUUGGUGGGGUAGCUGAUGAUGACUUUAUAAGGAGCUUUUUACUUUUUACAUUUGGAACUUUUCUUUUUCCGAAUACGACUGGAACGAUUGAUACUCGUUAUCUUUCUUUCCUUAGUAAUUUGGAUUAUGUACAUCAAUAUGCUUGGGGUUCUGCUGUGCUCGAGGAUCUGAUAAUGUGGCUGAGCAGAAGAAAGGAAAAAAGUAUGCAGUAUGUUGGAGGUUGUCUUUUAUUCCUUCAGAUGUGGUUUUAUGAGCAUAUUGACAUGGCUCGGCCUAGUCUUCAAAAUGAUUCAUUGACUUUUCCCCGUGCAUGUCGAUGGGGAAACAGUAGACCCCAUCCAAGACUAUGGGUCAUUGCAGAAUUUGAGAAUCUAAGAGAUGAUCAGAUAAUCUGGGAGCUUCAGCCUACUGCGAUUGAGUUGGAAGCUGAUAUAAUCAAAGAGAUUUUGCCGGCACGAAUGGAUGACUACCAAGAGACAGGUCCGCAAUCCGGGACAAAUGAUUUUGUGGAGAAUCUUCCAAUGGAUCCUGAUGUCAAAGCAAAAAUUGACUGUGAUGUAGAUACGAUUGAUAGAGUACAAAGGUCAGAGAUGUUUAAUGGACUGAAACCUUGCUCGUCGCUCGAUAAAGUGAACUCUCCGACAAAAGCUGAUUAUCUAUCUCACCGAGAAGUAUGCAAUGAGCAUCUUGAAUCACCAUCUACAUCAUACGACUCUCCUGGAAAAUCAUCAGCUUGCACGGAAGAUGACUUGAUGUUGAAAAACCGGAUAUUGAAAGAGAAGAUUGUGGAAUUGGAGAAGGAGAUGAGUGAACUGAUAAAGGAAAACAAUCAAUUAAAGUGCCAACUACUCUCGAGUCCAUCAUUAGAAAAGGAAAAUGAUGAUCUGAAGAAAGAAGUGGCUGACUUGAGAAGAGAAAAUCAAAUCCUAAGCUUGUCUUCAGAUCAUCUUGUGGCUCGGCUUGAGAAAUUGCUCUUGGAUGAGGAAACUGAUGGUACAGAAGAAACAUGACUAUACCGUAUGGAGAAAAAUCCGGAGAGAAUAUAUAAUUAUGCAUGCUGAUUUUCGAAGACAUUGCAUAUGCUGGUGGCAAGCAUAGCUGGGAUACAUGGCAUAAAAUUCAGUUAAGUGGAGAUGGGGCAGUCGAUCCUGGGAUUACCACUUCCUUCAUCCGGGCUUGGGCUGGGCCGAAGGGUUAUGAAGAUAAAUCAUUGUAAAGGUAAAGUUUGUAGCCAGGCCUUAACUAUCAAAAUGAAAGAGAGUUCCCCACUGAUUGGUUUUUUGAUCGGAGCAUCGAGCAACGCAACCCGUCAGCGGGCACAAAAAGCAAUUUCUAAGAAUUUGGUUCAGUCAUAAGCUAUAUGCUUUCCCCAUGUAACCCACGAAAAAAAAUGAAGAUAAGCCGUGUCAAUCGGACAGCAAAUUGUGCUGUCUUUUGUAUGAGCUGUUUAAUACCCGAAGAUUUAGGAAAAUGUUUAGGACUCCAAAUCACUAAUUAUUGUAAUAGCCUUUUCUUUUCCCAGAACAAAAGGAACAGUUAGCUGUUCUGCUUUCUGCUA